This is a messenger RNA of Folsomia candida, 1704 nucleotides long. RefSeq lists its product as uncharacterized. The transcript is spliced from 3 exons. Lineage: Eukaryota; Metazoa; Arthropoda; Collembola; Entomobryomorpha; Isotomidae. The record is from RefSeq and is a predicted model, not a curated record. Bases 25 to 1629 code for a protein of 534 amino acids.
GUCAAUUCCAGUCCAGUUGUAAAAAUGCUGCCAAAAAUUUUCAUAAUUUUCGCCACUUUGGCCAUCUCCGUGUUCGGGGUUCAAGUCGUUUUUGACACAGCGGACGACAUUGCUAAAAUCCUUCAAGUUUCCUGCUCUUAUGCGGAUAAUUACGCCGAUUUCGGGGAGGACGGUUGUACCCGGGAGCCGGAGGAGAACCUCUUCCCCGAAAAGACGGGGUACUGGACAGGUUGCGAGACGAGUUGUAGUCUGAUUUAUUACGGAGGCUUGUUGCCAAAACCGCAAAAAUUAUGGAUUUCCACGUACAUGACGGGUAGUCCGGCUUGGAUUGAAAUUUCGGGUAAAAGUUCCCCCGGUGGGGAUGAAGGGGACGAGUGGACGUAUGGGUAUAUAGAUUCAGAUCGGAAUGGCUGGUGUUAUGAGGAGAUUAAUUUGGCAGCUUUUCCCGGACAGGAUGCAGCCGAAAUCAACUUCACCGUUUCCGGUGUCCCGUCUGGCGGAUACGUCCUCAUCGACAAGAUCAUCAUUGACAUAGGAAACGACCAGCUUUCUCCGAUUUCAAUUGAUACGGAGGCCGACAUUGUACCGGAACAUUGGCCCUACAACGAUUGUAUCCAUGCUGAUCAGUACACCGAUUUUUCGGGGCUCGGAUGUCCCCUCGUCCCGGAAGAGGAUCAAGCUGGGGCUGGAUACUGGUCCCCGUGUGAUCAAAGUUCAUGCAAAAUUGAGCACGCAACCAGCCCGAGUAUCCUUCCCUCCGCGGUUCAUAUCAAAGGCUAUAUUGCUGAUGAAGGUCAAAUCUUGGUCGCCAUUGCUGAGACCGGAAAUGGACGAAAUGUUUCGCAUACCGUGAUUGACACGAAAUCGGCCAGGCUCGGGGCAUGGCUGGAUUAUAGCGUCGAUUUGACCAGAUAUCGACAUCAUAAAUUCCAAAUCAUUCUUAAAUCGAACGGAGGAUCAGCCAUGUUGGACUCGUUAUCUUUCGUUUUUGACGAUUUUGUUCAAGACCAACCAGAACCAAACGAGUUACCAGUGUGCGAACGGAAACCUGCCACGGAAGAACCAACUACGACCACAGAAACAGUCACGACCACAGAAGCAGUCACGACCACAGAAGCAGUCACGACCACAGAAGCAGUCACGACCACAGAAGCAGUCACGACCACAGAACCGGUCACGACCACAGAAGCAGUCACGACCACAGAAGCAGUCACGACCACAGAACCGGUCACGACCACAGAAGCAGUCACGACCACAGAAGCAGUCACGACCACAGAAGCAGUCACGACCACACAACCAAUCACGACUACCGGACCAACUACAACCCCUGUCCCAAUUACAACCCCGGUGCCAACUACUACUACACCAAUUUCUACGACCACUGCGCCACCUACGACUACCGAACCAACUACUGUCACCACUCCACCAACCACGGUGACUACACCACCAACCACUACAAGUCCAACGACUGCUGUACCAACUACAACUACUAGACAAACUACUACGCCCGUAACAACUACCAGCCCCACUACCGAGCAGUCCACCACGGAGAGUAGCGCUCGCUUCCUUCUGUCCAGCAUUUCUGUCUCGAUCUUCUUGGUCGUAGUUGGACUAAUUUGGUCCCAAUGAUUCAAAUUUUAUGUCAAAUUUUGUCUAACUAUUUAACAAUUUUGGACAAAAAAUAAAUAAUUUUGGGACAAAUAA